AUUCCCGCUCUUGGCACUUGUUUGCUGUGUGACCUUGGGAUGAUGCAUUGACUUUGCCUGAUGCUGAAGAUUUUCAUCAGCCUAAUGGGCCGCCAACAUGUCCAAUGAUUGCAAAUUGUCACCAUCUGGGGGAAACAGUUCCUCAUCAGAAACGUCACUUUCUCCAACCGACUCCAAGCCAUCAACAUUGCCUCUCACUGUCGAAAAUGUUAAGAAACUGGAGCAAGAAUAUUCGGUGACUGAACAGCUUCCUUCCACUAGCACGGUAGAAGAGUACAUCGAGCGGGCUAACCUCUCGAUUCUGCAAAACCAAAGCUCUGUCCCCGAAACGCUCUGGGAGGAAGAAACUCCAGCAGAAUUAGACACCUUGAACCAGUCGGAAAUCUCAGGAGAGGGUGAAGUUGUAAAUGAGGAUCUCUCUCUGACACCCGAACUGCUUGAUGAGAAGAAGGAUGCUGAAGGAGCUCAGGCUCACCCAGAAAAGUCUGAAAAAGAGCCGGGUCCAGAAACGUCUAAGAAAGGAACUGUGCCAAAAACUCUGUCCUGGGCACCGCAGCUUUUCGAGAAAUCAAGGGAAUCCGAGACCGACACUUCCAGCUCCCAACAGCAUUUUCUCCACCAAUCCUUAGAUGGCAGAAAAUACCAAGUGGAGGAAAUAGCGACCCAGACAGAUUGGAGCUAUCCAUCUUUCAGCGAGCAGGCCACAACCUCGUGGGCCGGGGAAGAAAAAGGGAGAACAAGUGAAGAGCUCCUGAACGUCUGCGGGCCCGAGGACAUUGACAGGGAAGAAAGCACGUUGUGGGACGAUGACACAGACGUCAUCAAUACCUUUUCUAGAUCAGAAAUAUGGGACUCCAAUUUGGAUCUGGUGAGCAGCGGCAUUUUCCAGGUUCAUGUACCAACCAGCGAGGAUCAAUUUAUUGAUGAUGACGAGCUUCACAGCAGCUGCGAGUUCUGUCAACAGACCAUCAAGCCUUUCCCGUCUGUUCAUGACCUGGAAACAGCCCCCCUGGAGAACUUGGUGUGUUGCAGAACCUACCAGGAGGUGUUCAGGGGCCUGGUGCGAGACCUAAUGCUGGCCCAGCAGUGCGGAGAGAUCAUCAGCAUCGCCCCUCACCCUCCCCUCUCGCAAGACUUGUUGAAGACCGAAACCAGCGUGAAGCUGAACUACCUGAUAAAAGAGAAUUUUAAGGAGUACCGUACGGUUUUUGAUCAGCUACUGAAGUUUCGUGGCAAGACCAUCAUCUCAUUCAAACUAUCCCAGGGUCUUGCGAGCCCCACCUGUCUCAUUUCCCCGGCUGCCUCUCCUCAUCUCCCUCUUCCUCUUCCUCCUGCCCCCACCGCUGAAGAUCUGCUUGAAGUAGAGCCUUCGUGGGAGAAACAGUACUUCCAGAAGCAGCGAGGUACUGACACCAUCAGGAAAUAUCCCAGUGGGAAGAAAUUCUUCAUUUUCUUUCAAGACGGGUCAGGCCAGGUUUACUACCCGUCGGGGAACUUGGCGGUGCUGGUGAUUUCGGGCCCGCGGGAGCGGUUCACGUACAUCCUCCUGGAAGACAACGUCCGGGGAAGGGUGCGGGCCGUCCUUGGCCCCAGGGGACACGUCACUUGCUACCGCCCGAACGGGACCAUCUGGGUGAAUAUGAGUCCCAGCUUGGGUUUCUACUUCCGUGAGGAAGACUUCAAGCCGAAAGCAUGGAACUGGUGGGAUCCCGGCCACCACGUCCACGCCCCACCCUUUCAGCCUAUUUACCUGAAGCUCAACAGCAACUUGGAGGUUCGCAUCUAUACCCAGGACCGAGUGUUCGUCACCUUCACCCACCGCCCCCACAAACUCCAUUUCAACGCGGGCACCAAACUCAGGCUGAAGGACCCGAAGGACCUGCCCCUACUGAAGGUGCGGGACUGGGCGGACCCGUUCCUCCUCGGCUCCAGCGCCCGGAGGAUCCGGGGCCUCGUGGAGCGGAUGCAGCGGGUCCUCAAGGGCCUGUCGUGCGCCGAGCUGGACGGCUUCCUGAACCCCGCGCCCCCCGUGCCCUUGGUGGAGCAGUUCCUCCGCCACGGGAAGCUCAGCACCUUCCGCUAGCGGGGGGAGCCCCGGAAACCCUCCGGCUCUUUGAGGACGGACUCCGGCUUUCGGAUCCGCUGGGGCCGGCCGCCCACGGGGAGAUCCUCUUGGCGCUCGGCCGGACCCACGGAGACCGGAGGCCGGGUGGCCUUUGCCAAGCCACAGUUUGGAGGGCUGCGACAUACAAAUUGCCAUCUUCCUUGCCCGCCUGGUGGUCGUUUAUUCCACGGAAUUCUCCUCAGCCUCCUCCGCUCUCCUUUUCCCAUCCAGGCUGGCUCGUUCCAGAUCUGUCUCUCUCCCACGUGCUUCCUUCCUCUCCUCUCCUCUCCGUACAGGACGCGGGGCAAAUGUUCUCCUUUCUGCCCGUGCGCAGCCCUGCAAGUUUGGCCCAGGUGUCGGAACUGAACUCAGAAUGGAUCGACUCAGGGAUUUGGUGAGCCGUUUGGGUACUAAGUGCUGUCAUCCUGGAAAAAAGGCAGGCCCCGCGCACCAGGACUACACCUUUCAGCCCCAGGCCCGUUCUCUCACCGUCUGCGGGCUUCUUUUCUAGCGGACAGUUGGUUCCCAGCUGGUUGGGCUGGCCCGGCCAGGACACCUCCAAGUUCUGCCGCUUCCCUCCCGCGAAGAGGCUUUGGGGUGUGGGGCCUCCUGCGGCCCUUACUCCUGUGACAUUUGCUGCUUGGGUCGGGGUUAACAUCUGUGUUGUCUUCUUACCGGUUUUAAAACAAAAGGCUUUCGACAUGUUAAUUAUAAUUGUGACUUAAGUGCUUACUAAUUGCUAAGCAAUGGGGAGAGGGCAGGUUUUUAAUCCCCAUUUUACAGAGGAGGCCCAGAGAGGUUAAAUAGCCUGCCCGGGAUCGAACAGCGGAGCGGUUGGAAAGAGCUCCUGGGAGUGGGAGCUAGCACCCACCCGCUUGGAAAACCGUGAGACGAACGCUUGCUCGAGCUUCCGUUGGAUUUUGCGCGUGAAGGGAGGAAGCAGUGACCGGACUGGGGCGUUCUGGACAGAGACGGAGAGAAAGCACCGCGGACAAUCGGGCGAGAACCCAGCGAAACCGGUACGAUCGCUAUUCUCCACGAGCACGGAGCAGUGUUUUGGAGUUUUGAGGAAAUGACUCCAAACACAAAAAAAUGGGCAGGCUUCACCUGCGCCCUUCCUUCCCCGGUCCCGGCCGCUGUGCCCAGCUGCGAGUCUCUGCCUGGCAGUCCGCUGAAAUUUGCUUCCCUCCACCUCCCUGGCUUGGUUAUUUGGACACUGACAGCAGCAGGUUCACCUGAAAGGCAAGGCAACACAUUAGCUCUGCUCGAAAAGCCUCACUCGAGCUCGUUGAAAGGCGAGGGAUAUGGGAAGCCUCCAGCGUACCUCCGGACCCCAAGUAACUUCCUCCGGAAACAAAAGGGCCCCGGAUCCCCUUUGGACCCCGCCACCUGUUCGGGUAUUUGGCUCUCCGAAAUGGAAACGCUACCACCGUCACCUCUGAGAAUUCCCCCAGCGGAGAGGAGCGCUUGGAGAGGUGGGGCACUCCCCCACAAAAACCCACGGAGAAGGAGGGGGCUCUCUGGAAAUGAAGGUGUUUUCUGGCCUAGUUUAAGGAAGACGUGAGUUGGGAAUUGCAGGGAAGGUCUCGAUGUCCAGCAUCUAAGACCAGGCCCCCAUCUACUAAGCCAUGGAGCUUGGCCCGGCAGAUCCAUCCAGCAAAGAGAACCAGUGCCAUCCGAACCAAAGGGUUGAGUAACGGCGGGCCACGUCACCUUACAAAGCAAGAGAUGAAGACUGGGCUUCUCACCCAACUUCCUGAAGGCCGUAUUUCAUUCAUUCAUUCGAUCGUAUUUAUAGAGCGCUUACUGUGUG
Tachyglossus aculeatus (Australian echidna) is the source of this 3917-nucleotide messenger RNA. RefSeq names its product glutamate rich 6B (gene ERICH6B). Lineage: Eukaryota; Metazoa; Chordata; Mammalia; Monotremata; Tachyglossidae. The record is from RefSeq and is a predicted model, not a curated record. The coding region runs from base 98 to 2083 and encodes 661 amino acids. The transcript is spliced from 22 exons.